This is a messenger RNA of Acomys russatus (golden spiny mouse), 2575 nucleotides long. RefSeq names its product transglutaminase 4 (gene Tgm4). Lineage: Eukaryota; Metazoa; Chordata; Mammalia; Rodentia; Muridae. Gene Ontology annotation, biological process: peptide cross-linking. Gene Ontology annotation, molecular function: protein-glutamine gamma-glutamyltransferase activity. The record is from RefSeq and is a predicted model, not a curated record.
CUGAUAUGGAAGAUAUUAAGGUUUUAUUGUUUUCUGAUUGAUAUGGUCCCCAAGCCUCGCCUCUUGGCAGCCACUGCAGGGCCACAUCUAACCCAGGACCAUAAAAAGGAGCCAUAUCCUGCUCUGAGAAUGACUCUGGCAGUGCCGUUUGCAUCUGACAGGAGUCUUGACAGGGCUACAGAGAGAGAGAGGCAGCUGGACCAUGGACGCUAAGAACGAGCUGGUGGUUUACUAUGUGAACUGGGAGAAAGAGCAGAAUGCCACUGCCCACCACACGUCCGCGUUCCAGACCAAGAAGCUCGUGCUGAGGCGAGGACAGAUGUUCAACAUGAAGUUGAUCCUAAGCCGACCUAUCGAAACUCGGGACGAACUGAAGCUGACCUUCACUACUGGACCGAAGUCCUCACGCACCACGGUGGUGCUUGAUCCUUUGGCAGCCUUCCGGUCUAAGGGCUGGCAAGUGAAGAUUACCAAACAGGCUGGCGUAGAGGUCACACUGACUGUCAUCAGCUCCGCCAGUGCCGGAGUGGGAAAGUACAAACUGACCGUGAACGAUUAUAAAGCUGGGCUCUUCUUCCUUCUCUUCAACCCGUGGUGCGCAGAUGACAUCGUUUUCAUGUCUAGUGAGGAGGAUCGGCAGGAAUACAUCCUUAAUGACACCGGCUACAUUUACAUGGGCUUUGCCAAACAAAUUAAAGAGAAGCCCUGGACCUUCGGUCAGUUUGAGAAACAUGUCCUGAACUGCUGCUUCUCCUUGCUGACCCACCUGGAGCCCAGUGAGUUGCAGAGCCCGGUGGCUGUGUCCAGGACCAUAUGCACCAUGAUGUGUGCUGUGAACAACGGCGUGCUGGUGGGGAACUGGUCGGGGGACUACAGCAGGGGCACAGCCCCGUACGUGUGGAGCAGCAGCGUGCCCAUCCUGCAGCAGCACUACAUCACCAGGGUGCCCGUGUGCUUCGGGCAGUGCUGGGUCUUCUCUGGAAUCCUGACCACAGCACUCAGGGCAGUGGGCAUCCCAGCUCGCAGUGUGACCAACUUUGAGUCAGCACACGACACAGAAAAGAACCUCACGGUAGACAUCUACCUGGAUGAAUCUGGCAAGACAAUCCCACAUCUGACCAAGGACUCAGUCUGGAAUUUCCACGUGUGGACAGAUGCCUGGAUGAAAAGGCAGGAUCUCCCGCAGGGUAAUGACGGCUGGCAGGUCCUGGAUGCUACACCACAGGAAAUUAGCGAGGGGAGCUUCCGCACGGGCCCUUCUCCACUGAGUGCCAUCCGCCAGGGCGCAGUCAACAUCAAGUAUGACACCAAGUUCGUCUUCACGGAGGUGAAUGGUGACAAGUUCAUCUGGCUGGUGAAGCAGAGCCAGGGGAGGGACAAGAAUGUGCUAAUCGCUGUGGAGACCGCGAGCAUUGGCAGGAACAUCAGCACCAAGAUGGUGGGCCAGAACAGACGUGAGGACAUCACCUUGCAGUACAAGUUCACUGAAGGCUCCCCGGAGGAAAGGAAGGCCAUGGAAAAUGCCUCUGGUAACCGUCCUGAUGAGGACAAGCCCAACACUCGCUCUCCAAACAGCACUCUUCGCCUAUCCGUCCUUCAGAACUCGGUGGAGCUAGGAUAUCCUAUCACUUUGACCCUAAUUUUGAAAAGGAAAACAGGCACCCCACAGAAUGUCAACAUUUCAUGCUCCCUCGACCUACAGACAUACACGGGCAGCAAGAAGACAAACCUGGGGAUCAUCCAGAAGACUGUGCACGUCCAAGGUCAAGAAUCCGAGGUGGCUCUCAGCAUGGACGCCAACUCCUACAUCUACAAACUGGGCAUGGUUGAUGAUGAGCUGGUCAUCAAAGGGUUCAUCAUUGCAGAGAUCAUGGAGUCUGGGGACAGGGUGGCCACUGACACAACCCUGUGUUUCCUGUACCCUGCUUUCUCUAUAGAGAUGCCGAGCACAGGCAGGGUCAACGAGCCCCUCCUCAUCACCUGCAUCUUCAAGAACACCCUGCCCAUCCCUCUGACCAACAUCAGGUUCUCAGUGGAGAGCCUGGGCCUCGCUCACAUGAAAUCCUGGGAACAAGGGGCACUGGCACCUGGAAACACCAUUAAUUUCCAAAUGAAAUGCAAUCCAGUGAAAACUGGACCCAGGAAAUUUAUUGUCAAGUUUACUUCCAAGCAAGUGAAGGAGGUUCAUGCUGAGAAGAUCGUCCUCAUCACCAAGUAGCCCAUCCGUGACCAUAGAGACAGAGGCGGGAGCCCUGAUUGGCUCUGAGCCUUGGCUAAGCAUGUUAGCAUUUCCUAAACUGCGCUUAGCUUUCAGGUCAGGGAUGAUUAGAUUAGAUUACUACUCAUGUGAGGGCAGAUUCAAGAGCCAGUCCAGCAAAAGAUAAACCCCGAAGGCCAAUGUAACCACAGGCAGUAGCCGCACGGGGCCAGGGCACCACUCUCCAGCUUGAAGUACACGUCAUGGCCUCAGAAGACAAUGCCAGCACCGUCUGGGCUCAGAACCAACAGGUGAGACCAGAGCUGGAGGAGGUGGCGGCACCUUCCUCCUGGACCAUGCGGAGCCUGGAGGCUGCGU